Messenger RNA from Cajanus cajan (pigeon pea), 1136 nucleotides. RefSeq names its product syntaxin-61. Lineage: Eukaryota; Viridiplantae; Streptophyta; Magnoliopsida; Fabales; Fabaceae. Gene Ontology annotation, cellular component: membrane. Gene Ontology annotation, biological process: Golgi vesicle transport. The record is from RefSeq and is a predicted model, not a curated record.
UAUUUUCCGAGAUAUAUAUUUUGUUUAGAAGAAGAAAUUAAGGUAAGAAAUGAAAGGGAAGAGAGAAAGCAGAGUGUGUCACUGUUCCCCAAUUUAGUGUGAAGCUUUUGGAAACAAACAACGAUGCCUUCUGCUCAAGAUCCAUUCUACGUUGUCAAGGAGGAGAUUCAAGAAUCUAUUGAUAAGUUGCAAUCUGCUUUUCACCAAUGGGAAAACACUGCUGAGGCUGGCGAGCGAUCACGUCUUUCGAAAGAAGUUGUUGCUAGUUGUGAAAGCAUUGAAUGGCAGGUGGAUGAAUUGGACAAAGCAAUUUCUGUAGCCUCUCGAGAUCCUUCUUGGUAUGGCAUUGAUGAAGUGGAGCUUGAAAGCCGGAGGAGGUGGACCAGUGAUGCUCGCACCCAGGUGAGCACAACAAAGAAAGCAGCGGCAGCUGGGGGCUCAAAUAUAACAAACAAUGCUACUCUAAAUGGGAUGCACAGGGAAUUAAUGAGGCUUCCUAAUUCUUACCAAGCUGCAUCUGACCAAUAUGCUGCCCGGGAUAAUGAUGAUUUUAUAGAAUCAGAAUCAGAUAGGCAGAUGCUUCUUAUGAAGAAACAAGAUGAGGAGUUGGACGAGCUUAGUUUAAGUGUGCAAAGAAUUGGAGGUGUUGGACUUACUAUUCAUGAAGAGCUCCUAUCACAGGAAAAGAUUAUUGAUGAACUGGGUAAUGAGAUGGAAAGUACAUCUAAUCGUCUAGAUUUCGUCCAAAAAAAAGUGGCAAUGGUCAUGAAGAAAGCUAGCGCAAAGGGCCAGAUCAUGAUGAUAUUGGGUUUGCUGGCGCUGUUCAUUUUCCUCUUUAUCUUGGUAUUCUUCACCUAGUCGUUGAGACCAACGCACCCCGUCAAUGUUCUGCUUGUACAUGAAAAAAGACUAAAGCUUCUGUGAAGAUACAAGAUUAAUGGGAUGACAUUCAAUGACUAAAAGUCAAAGGAAGGCCUAGUUGGUUUGUCGAAGGCGGUAGAAAAUUUUGAUUAUGAUGAAAAGCAAACUGUUGUACUUGAAAAUAUAACGAGAGGAUUUUGUUUCUGAACAAGAUGGAUCACAAAUGUGAUUUAAAUUAGUUGUGCUCGUUUUUAAGAUGAUUUUUCCUGCAUAUA